This is a messenger RNA of Capsaspora owczarzaki ATCC 30864, 1370 nucleotides long. RefSeq names its product Csnk2b protein. Gene Ontology annotation, cellular component: cytoplasm; protein kinase CK2 complex. The coding region runs from base 377 to 1114 and encodes 245 amino acids. Gene Ontology annotation, molecular function: protein kinase regulator activity. The transcript has 2 exons. NCBI's taxonomy places the organism in Eukaryota, Filasterea, Ministeriida, Capsasporidae. The record is from RefSeq and is a predicted model, not a curated record.
CGCGAAAAAACAACGAACAGUUUGUCGUUCCUUUCGUUGGCCCCAUUAUCCAUCAACUUCCCAUCUCGUCGAAGCCUCGCAAAGCCAGUCUUCCAUCCAAACAAACAAGUCGGCAUCGUUCGUGUGCGCUGUUGGGAUAAAACUCGUUCUCGCUGCGUCAUUCCAUCUGUCCGGGGUUUGUUUUGCGCGCGCCGUUUCGCCCGUCUUUCGUUUUGCCUUUGUGUUGUCGUUUUUUUAGCGCGUGGAGUUGAUUGCGUGGGCCGUACGACCCGGUCCGCUCAAUUUAUCCACCCCAUAUACCACCAGCACGACGUCGUCGUCCCAGUCAUCUUCCACUGGCAGCAGUUCCUCGGGCGGCUCCGAGACAGACUCUGACAUGAGCUCCGACGAAAUUUCGUGGAUUACUUGGUUUUGCAACCUGCGAGGGAAUGAGUUCUUUUGCGAGGUCGACGAGGAGUGGAUUCAAGACAAGUUCAACCUCACGGGUCUCGCAGAGAUGGUCCCGCUUUACCGACAGGCCAUUGACAUGAUUCUGGAUCUCGAGAUGGAGGAGGAGUUGCUCGAGGACCAGCAGUCGGCGAUCGACUCUUCUGCAGAGAUGCUCUACGGCCUGAUUCAUGCACGUUACAUUCUCACAAAUCGCGGCAUCAUCCAGAUGCUAGAAAAGUAUCGAAACGGCGACUUUGGCGUCUGCCCGCGAAUCUACUGCGAAGACCAAGCCGUCCUGCCCGUCGGUCUCACCGAUGUGCCCUCCGAAUCCACUGUCAAACUCUUCUGCCCUCGCUGCGAAGAAGUCUACCAGCCACGGUCGGCGCGGCACCAGCAGCUCGAUGGCUCGUACUUUGGCCGCACUUUCCCGCACAUGCUCUUCACCGUUCAUCCCGAAUUGCGCCCGCAACGCAACCCGCCAAAGUACAUUCCGACCAUCUAUGGCUUCAAAAUUCACCCAACAGCGUACGACGUCCGAGUGUCGUCCACCGCGUCGCCGCUCCCUCCCAUCAUUGCCAAUGCCGGUCUUGCUCAAGCACAACAUGCUGCCCAGCAAGCCAACUCUGCGCAACACGGGACUGCCAUUUCUAACUCUGCCGCUGCAAAUCCAAGUCGAGGGACAUAAGAGACUGUGUGCUCUGUGAUUUCUGUUUUGCAUUGCAUUUGGUUUUUCUGAGGGUUUCGCGUGUAUUUCAACGCACGCCAUUCCCUCUUUUCUCUUUCUCUUUUUUUUCUCUCUUUCUCUCUCUCUCUCUCUUCUCCUUCUGGAGCCGUUAGCAAACACGACGCGAGAGUGAAGGCCCUGGAGCUUGUUUCAUCUUUGAAUGCCGAUCGGGCCUGAAAUGUUUGUCAAUGAAAAAUACACGUUCUUCUCGCCCCAA